AUGACCAUGGAUACCGAAUAUGAAAAAGAUCAUAUCAAAAAACUGCAGGAGCAGCGUAUGUCCAUGCAAAAGAAAACCUUUACCAACUGGAUUAACAAUGUCUUCUCCAGGAAUAAUGUAAAGGUUGAGUUAGAAGAUAUUUACACAGACUUGAAAGAUGGCAUCUCUCUCAUGAAACUCCUGGAGCUGCUCUCGGGAGAAGUUUUGCCCAAACCAAGCCGGGGAACUAUGAGAGUGCAUUUUUUAGAGAACAACAGCAAAGCCAUCUCAUUUCUGAAAUCCAAGGUACAAGUAAAAGUGAUUGGUCCUGAGAAUAUCGUAGAUGGUGACAGAACCUUAAUCCUAGGACUUAUCUGGAUCAUCAUACUUAGAUUUCAGAUUUCAUCUAUCAAACUUGAUAAGGAAGAAUUUGGAGGCAGAGCUGAUGUUCUGUUUGCCAAUGAAGCCUUACUACUCUGGUGUCAGCAUAAAACUGCCAGCUAUUCCAAUGUAAAUGUGAAGGACUUCUCCAGAAGUUGGAGUGAUGGGCUGGCCUUCAAUGCACUCAUACAUGCUCACAGGCCUGAUCUUAUCCACUAUAGCUCACUGAGGCAGGACCAGCCCAUUAAAAACCUGAACAAUGCCUUUGAUGUUGCUGAGAAAGAGCUUGGAAUCAGCAAACUGCUUGAUGCUGAGGAUGUGGCUGUGCCCUAUCCAGAUGAGAGAUCCAUCAUGACUUAUGUGUCACUCUAUUACCACUACUUUUCCAGACUGAAACAAGGCCAGACAAUACAGAAGCGACUUACCAAAAUUGUGUUCUUCCUGAAGGAGAUAGAUGACUUGAAGCUUCUGUAUGAGCAGAUGGUCUCUGACCUCCUGAAAUGGAUUAAGCAGAAGGUGAUGGAACUGGAUGACCGUCAUUUCCCCAACUCUCUUCAGGAAAUGUGGCUGCUCAUGGCCAACUUCAAAACCUUCCGCACUGUGGAGAAACCCCCCAAAUAUCAAGAGAAAGGCAUGAUUGAAGCUCAUCUCUUCAACAUCAGGACCAAACAGAGAGCCAACAACCAAUGGCCAUACUUGCCCCCAGAGGGGAAGAUGCUGCAGGAUGUGGAAAAGCAUUGGGUCAUCCUGGAAAAGUCAGAGCACAACCGGGGAAAAGCACUGCAAAAGGAGAUGCUGAGGCUAGAAAGGCUGGAACAGCUAGCGCAGAGGUUCCUGAAGAAGGCAGCCCUGCGUGAGUCCUACUUGGAAGACAUGAGGAAAGUUAUUGGGAAGCAGGACUUCUGGCCGGAGAGUGUGGACAGGAUGGAGGCUGCCAGUAAGAAGCUGGAAGCCCUUGUGGCAGAUGUACUGCCCAGGAAGGAACGCUUCACAGCUUUGGAUGAAAUGGCCACUGUUAUUAGCCAGGAGAACUAUCACAGCAAAGAUCAAAUCUUGAAGAAGCAAAAAACCAUUUCAAAGCAAUGGCAGGAUCUCCUGGAUCAGCUGCAGAGACGAGAACAAUCCCUGGGUACAAUGCAGGAAAUUCUUGGCCUUCUAAGGGACAUUGAUGCCAUUACAGAGGAGCUGAAAGAGCUACAGGUGCUAGUGAAUUCCCAGGAUUGUGGUAAGCAGCUCCUGGAAGUAGUAGAUUUGCUACAGAAUCACAGCUUGAUUGACUCGCAGAUCUCUUCCUAUGGUGGUAGAUUGACACACAUCGCCCAAAGGACAGCAGAAAUCAGCAAGGACAGCACAAUUAAACCAGAAGUGCUUUAUGCAAAAGUUCAGAUGCUUCAUCAGCUGUAUCAGAACCUUACAGCUCUGAGCAAGUCACGAAAAUCUCAGCUAGAAGAGGCUUUGAAACUCUUUGAAUUCUUCCGUGACUGCAAAGAGGAGGAAUCGUGGGUCUCUGAGAAAUGGAAGCUAGCAAGAACUACAACAUUAGGGAAAGAUGUCAGCCAGAUUACAGCCUCUAUUCAGAAGAACAAGGCUCUUGAAGCAGAGUGCAAUUCCCACAGAGCCAUAUGUGCAAAUGUGAUGAGGAGGGGCUGGGAGCUCAGCCAAAAGAACCCUGCUCGCCAGGAUGACAUUCUGAGGCAGACAGACAACCUGCAGAAGCUGUGGCAGCAGCUCCAAGAUGAGGUGGCUGAUCGCAAAAACCGCCUGCAGGCAGCAGCUCUCAUCAAACAGUACUUUGCUGACAUCGAUGAAGCAAAUUCAUGGUUGCGAGAAAGGCAGCCCCUUCUAGCCAGCAAGGACUAUGGAAAAGAUGAAUCAAGUGCAGAAGCACUGUUGCAUCGUCACUUGCGCCUGGAGAAGGAGAUUGCAGCCUAUUUCUCUGAGAUGACACGCCUGAAACAGCAGGCUGACAUUGCAGCACAGCAAGCUCCAGCUGCCGUGAUGAAGAGGGAAGCCCCAAGUGACUUAAAUCAAAAGACAACUAAGCUACCGUUCAGUCGAACCUGGGAAACAUCAGAAACUGCAUCCACUGGAACCUUAAGUCCAGAUGUUCAUUUUCUUUCAGAGAACAUCUGGAAAACCCAAGAUGAAAUAGGUUCACUUUACAAAAAUCUACAGAGCAUGGCUGAGAGCAGAAAAAAGGCUCUGGAGGAGAUGAUCGGCUAUUACCGCUUCUGUAGCUCUUGCGAAGAAUUUCAGUCAUGGAUGAAAGAUAAAGAGAACAUUUUCCGGACUCUUCAACCUCAAGCAGACAAUGUGGAGGUCAUGCAGCAGAAAUAUCAGAGCUUUUUAACAGAACUGGCUGCAGGCAAAGACCAGCUGGGAGACAUUGAAAAAUUAGCGGUUAAAUAUGGGAAGAUCAGUCCCAGCAAAUAUUCUGAGAUCCAGGUUUGGCUGGAAGAGAUGAACAUCAGUUGGAGUCGCAUGGAAACUCUGAAAGAGGAAAAGGGCUCUGAACUGAUUGGAGUGGCUGAUGUGAAGACAUUUCUUCAGGACUGUCAGAGCAUAGGAGUACUACUGCAUGACAAGAUGGUCCAGCUCAGGGAUCUGGAACCAGGGAACUUGCCUGCUGGGCUGGAGUCAGACAAGCGCAAACUGUAUACAGUUGAGAGAGAGGUCCUGGUGAUAGAGAGGAAAAUUGAAUACUUGAGGAGUGUUGCAAAGUCUAUUAAGGACACGAACCCUGCAGAGAGCAGGGCCAUCACUGAGCAGGUAGAGAACAUGGAGAGGCUGCUGGCAAAUCUCAAGCUGGAGACCCAAAAGAAGCAGGACAUUCUGCAGUGGGCACAAAAUCGACAGUCCUUUCUGCAAGACAGCCGUAGGCUUCUACUGUGGGCAGAAGGCAUUCAGGAGAAGCUGAGCAGUGAAGAAAUGGGUGUGGAUGUGGCUUCUGCAGAGCAAUUGCUGAAGGAACAUCAAGACCUGCUGAAAGAAAUUAGCUCUCAGAAAGAAAGAUUUGUGCAGCUGGAAGAGCUAGGGCACAAAGUAAUCCACCAACAACCCAGUAACAGCAGGACCAUGGACGUCCACCAGUCCAUGGAGAGGCUUGCCAAGGAGAACAAAGAACUGCUGAAAAUGUGGGAACAGCGAUUGAAAAAGCUGCAGGAUGGCCUGGAAUUGCAGAAAUUCAAUAGGGAAGGAGACCGUAUCAAUGCAGCCCUCUCUGGCCAUGAGGCCUUUCUCCGGGGAGAUGACCUUGGGGACCAUGUAGAUGCUGUUCGAAGUCUGCUGAAGCAACAUCAGGAAUUUGAACAAGUGCUGGUGGCACUGAAGAGACGAGUUGAAGCACUUAAUGAAAAUGGGGUGAACCUCCUAGAGAGCAGGCACUUUGCAUCUCAUGUCAUUGAAGAAAGAAUGGUCACCCUCCGGCAAAGGUGGGAACAGCUGAUACAAAGCAAUGCAAAGAGAAAACAGAGACUGUUGGAUUCCCUGCAGCUACAGGAGUUUAAUCGUGAUGCUGCUGAGCUUUUAAUAUGGAUGGAAGAGAAGUACAAGAUUGCAUUGGAUGAAUCCUAUCGUGAUCCAACAAAUGUUCUACGCAAACUAAAGUGGCAUGAGACUGCUGAGAAGGAAAUGUUGGCUAACGAGAAGCAUUUUACGACGCUGAUAAAGAAAGGAAAUCAGUUGAUUCAAGACAACCAUUAUGCUGCAGUUUCUAUCCAGGAGAAGAUGUCAGAGCUUCAAAAGAACUGGAAGGAAUUGUAUGGCAAGAUGGUAGAGCGAGGUGACAAACUGAGACAAGCUGGACAGCAAGAACAGCUCAUGGAACUGCUCCAGGAUGCCAAAAAGAAGAUAGAGAAAAUUGAGAAAGUUCUUCAGGAACCUGAGACAGGCCAUGAUUUGCGCUCCAGCCGUAAUCUACUCAAGCAGCACAGACAGCUGGAAAAUGAGACGCAUGAGCUGGCAGAGAAAAUGAAUGCUAUUGUAUCUCAUGCAAGGAAAAUGGCCACCAAUCACUUUGACUCCCAGAGGAUUCUGGAUGAAACACAGAAAUAUCUGAAAAGGUUUGAGUCUUUGGAAGCACCUCUUUAUGAGAGGCGUAAGUUGCUGGAAGCUGCAGUGGAUCUUUAUGAGUUCUACCAUUAUCAUGACAUGGAAUUGAACUGGAUUAAUGAGCGCUUGGCUAUUGCCCAUUCCACCAACUGUGGGAAGUCCUUGGAUGUGGCUCAAAACCUGUUGCAAAAACACAAGGAACUGCAGGCAGAAGUGACUGCCCAUAAACAGCAAGUCCAACGGUUCCUGGAUAAAGGAAAGACAAUGAUUGUAGGCCAGCACCCAUCACCUCAGAAAAUAAAUGAGAAAUGCCAGGAGCUUGUGACUGCCUGGCAGGGCUUGGAGAAGUCUUGUGAGGAAAGGAUGAAGCAGCUGCAGCACUCAGUUGGCUUCCAGGAGUUUUUAGUGAAUACUUCAGACCUGGAGGCUUGGAUUGCAGAAAAAUAUCCACUUGUGGCAAGCAAGGACUAUGGUAAAGAUGAAGAUGGAACACUGAAACUCAUCAAAAAACAUAAGGCACUGGAGCAUGAGAUUGCCAUUUACCAAGAUUUAAUGAAAGAACUGAGCGAAAGUGCCCAAACUCUUCUUCUUGUGGGCUCCAUCCAGUAUACUGAGGUUGAUGCACCAAAGGAACAAGUUCGUUCAAGACUCCAGGAGUUACAGGAGCUAUCAGCAGCAAGAGGGAAGAAGCUGGAUGAAACUCUUGUCUUGCAUGAGUUUGUACGAGAAUAUGAAGAUCUGGAAGACUGGAUCACUCAGCAGAAACAAACAGCCAGCUCUGAAGACUAUGGAAAUGAUUAUGAACAUGUCUUGCAACUUUGUGCCAGAUAUGACACAUUCCGACACCAGUUGGAAGCAGCUGGGAAAAGAGUUGUGGCUUUCCAGCAGCUGGCAGACCACUUGCUGAACUGUGACCAUUCUGGGUCCUGGGAAAUUCGGCAGAUGCAGAAAGAGCUAAGGAACUCUUGGGAGGAGCUGUUAGAAAUUACCAGAUUACGAGGUGCACGGCUGAGAGACGCUGAGGCGAUUCACAAGUGUUACCAAGAUCUAACUGAUGCUCUGGCCCAUAUUGAGGAGAAGUCCAAAAGUAUUCCAGAUGAUGUUGCUAAGGACAUGAGAGGUGUGCAAACCCAGCUCCGCAACCAUGUGGCCUUGGAACACGAGCUCUCGGGUAAUGAGCAGCAGCUGCAGGAGCUGAUCCACUCUGCAGAUCAUGUGCUGCCCCACUGCUCAAAGAAACAGGUGGAAGACCUAAAAGCAAAGCAGCAGGCAAUACUGACCAACUGGAAGGCUCUGAAGUCUAAAGUGGAACUGCGCAAGAAACUCCUGGAACAAAUAUACAAGCUUCACGAGUUUCAGGCACAUGUGUGGGACUAUUUCUUAUGGACAGCAGAAAUAAUAAGGGAAAUGAGAGCCAAAGAGAUGAUUCGGGACAUAUCUACUAGCAACCUAAGACUUACCCAGCAUCAACAGCUACUGGCAGAGAUUGAAGCACGAGAAGAGAAGUAUAGUCAUGCUGUACAGCUGGGUCAGUCACUCCUGCAAGAUGAGGAAAUGGGAUCAAAAGAGAUUCAGCAGAAACUACAGGCUUUAAUGGAAGAGAAGAAAAAUGUAUACAAUGCAUGGAAACAGAAGAAGGAGUGGCUGGAGAAAAUACACCAAGAACAAAUGUUCUACAAGGAUUGGGAUCACCUGGACCUGCUCCUGAAUUCACAGGAGAUUUAUUUGAAAAGCAGUGACCUUGGAACCUCUGUAGAUGAAGUAGAGCAACUGAUAAGGAAACAUGAGGCUUUUGAGAAGCUUCUGGCAUCACAGGAUGAGAAGAUGAUGUCUCUUCAAGAACAGGCAAGCAGGCUGGAAAAGGCUGAUGGACUGGAAGGGCGAAAGAUUCAGCAUAAGCUGAAUGUCAUUCAUGACAGGAAGCGUCAGAUCAAGGAUCUAUCCCAGAGCAGGAGAGAGAAGCUGCAGAUUGCCCUUCUUCUGGCACUUUUCUACCAGAACUUGGAAGAGGCAGAAGACUGGAUCAGUGAACGCAUGCAGAAGUUAGAGGAUCCUUCCAUACAAGACCCUAGCAAUCUGCAGGACAAAAUGAAGCUGCUGCAGAAACAUCAGGUCUUUGAGGCAGAGAUUCUAGCAAAUGAAGAAAUUAUCACAGCUGUUAAUAAGAAAGGAGAAGCCCUGAUAUCAAAAGGCCACCCAAAAUCAGGAGAGAUCCGUCGCGAAGUCCGCUUGCUUCAGGAGCAUUGGGAGAAGUUGAAGAGAGCUGUUGCUGCUCGUGGAAAGAUGCUGGAGGACAGUCGGGACUUCCUAGAAUUUCUCCAAAAGGUGAACCAGGUGGAAGCCUGGAUCAGGGAGAAGGAAGUCAUGAUUAAUGUAGGUGAUGUGGGAAAUGACUAUGAGCACUGCCUGCAACUCAAGAAAAAGUUGAAUGAGUUCCGUGGAGCAACGUCAGGGCAAAUUCAUAAUUACAUGACUGGGUUUUCUGGAAUAAAAAUCUCCAUAACUUUUAUUUUUGAUAUGUCACUUUACCCUUACUCUUUCCAGAAUUUGGAGAAUGAGAUAAACAGUCGGGAUGCUUUGACCAAAGCAGUGCUCAGUACAGGACAGAAACUGGUAAGGGGAGGCCACUCGGCCUCACCCAAGAUUAUGCAGCAUUUGAAGGAACUUGAGACUUCUGUAGAAAAAUUGAAGGCAGAGGCUCAAGAAAGGAGACUGAGGCUCACGCAGUCAUAUGAGGCCCAUCUGUUCCUAAAUGAGCUACUGGAGGUGGAGGCAUGGCUGGCAGAGAGGAGUUUCAUUCUGGAUACCUCGGAUUAUGGGAAGAAUGAAGAAUCCACACAAGUCUUACUUCGUAAACUUGAAGCUACCAAACUGGACAUGGACAGUUUCAGGUCCCGGAUUGAGAAAGUACAGCAGACAGGAGCCAGCUUAAUAAACAAAGACAGUCCAGAGAGCUCAAUCAUACUUUCAAAGCUCCAGGGGAUCCUAGCAGACUACCAGUCUCUCCAACAGAAGUCUGAGACGCAGAGAAAAUGCCUACAAGAACAAUUCCAACUCUAUCAGUUUGAAAGAGAAUUCCAGCUGGUGGAUGCCUGGCUUUCCAGUAAACAGUCUGUAGCAGAGUCUGAUAACUAUGGGCAGGACUUAGAUGAUGUUGAGGUGCUGGAGAAAAAGUUUAAAGAUUUUGUAAAUGAGGUGAAACCUCUGGGACAUUCUAAAGUUGUCUCCUUAAAUGAAUUAACAUCUAAACUGUAUAAGGAAGGCCAUAGCAAGAUGGACAUUAUCGAGACAAGAACAAAGCAAAUCAAUGAAACCUGGGAGAAACUAUGCCAUGCCAUUCAGAUGAGGACAGAGAAUCUAAGAGCAGCACGUCAAGUUCACCAGUACGAUCAUGAUGUGGAUGAAGUAAAGGGUUGGAUGCAGGAGAAAGAGGCAGUGGUGGAUAUAGAAGAUUAUGGGUAUGAUCUUCCAGGUGUACAGACACUUCUCAGUCAUCUUGAGGGAGUAGAGAGAGAUCUAGGAGUCAUCAUGAAAGAGCUGGAACGGAUUCGAGGAGAGGCUUGGCACCUCAGCCGCACAUACCCUGAAGUUAAGGAAAAUAUCAUGGAGAGACUCACAGAUGUGGAUGAGUCCUGGGAAAAACUGGACAAAAAAUUUCUGGAGAGGAAGGCGAGACUGAGUCAGGCAGAACAGGUCCAGCUCUACUUCAAUGCCUGCAGGGAGCUGAUGACGUGGGCCAAUGAGAUGCAUGCACUAGUGAUAUCUGAGGAACUGGCAAAUGAUGUCCUGGGAGCUGAACUGCUUAUCAAGCGUCAUGAGGAAUACAAGCGUGAGAUAGAGAAGCAGUGGCUAAAAUAUGAAGAAAUGCAGCGGGCAGGAGGUGACCUGGUGAAGAAUGCACAUUUCAUGUCUGUGGAGAUUGAAGAAAAACUGUUAGAGCUGUCAGAGCUGAUGAAGAAGGUAAAGGAGAGCUGGGACAUGAGGAAAGUGUUAUAUGAAGAAAACUGGGAGAUUCAAUUGCUCCGCAGAGAGCUAUUACAAGCAGAAGCAUGGCUGACUGCCAAGGAGAGCUUUCUUUCAGAUACCAACUACGGGGAUUCAGUAUCUGAAGUAGAAGAAUUACUGAAGAAACACCAUGAUUUUGAGAAGAUGCUCGCAGCACAGGAGGAGAAGUUUGCUCAGCUCAGCAGGAAAACUAAGAGAGAGAUGAAUCUUCUGAAACAAGUGGACACAGAAGACAGUGAGCAUAAGGAUAAAGGCAAAGUUGUACGGGUUCCCUCUCUGAAGAGAAAAACAUCUGACAAAAGGAACACACCACCAAAAGUGACAGAGAUAAAGAGCACAAUGCCAUUACCAUCUGUGCCCUUACCCAGCCUGUCCUGGAGGGCCCCACUUGAAACUAUUUUCUCCCCUGUUGAAAAAUCUCCAACAAGGUUCCAACAACUCAUUGCUGAGGAUGUCCCUGAAGUGCUGAGCAGCAACAAAACAGAAAUGAAAGCUGAAACAAGGCUCAGUGAGAUUAUCCCUCCACCUACACCAAAGAUGGUGAGUCCACAAGCUAGUUCUUUGGAAAGUCACAGUUCUUUAAGCUCUUCUUUAUCUCCUACUCCUAUAAACCAGCAACACAGUAGCAGUUUGUCAGAAUCUGGUGCCACAGACCACCUAUCUCCUCAGGAAAAAGGUGCUAUAGGCUCCUUUAUCUCCAAACUCCAGACCAAACUAAUGGCAACACCACCCAAGCCUGGAAAAAGGUCCCUAGAUAUAUCACCAAACUUACUGCUGUCUAACUCCUCUCGGGAGACAUUAGAGAAUACGUCUUUGGUUUCUGCAAGUCUCCAGCACAUGGAAGGUUUCCUAGAGAAGAGAGACCAGCUCCUUCCAGGAAGACAACAGCCAGGCUCAAGGUCUUGGAAAUCCUUCUACAUAAAACUUGAUGGAUUAAAGCUUGAUUUCUAUAAUGAUGAAAAAGAAGCAUCUAAGAAUAUAUCCACACUCCUCUCCCUCAGUAUUGCAGGCUCCAAAUGUGAGAAGCUAGUAAAUUACACCAGGAAAGAGAACAGCUUCAUGUUGCGGCUGAGAGAUGGGGCAGAGUAUUACUUUGCAGCACCUUCUCAGACACUGAUGGAGGACUGGCUACAAGCACUACAGAAUAAUAUAGGAAACAGUAAUAGAUCACAUUCCACAGUGAUGAUGCAGCCUUUCACUCCAAACACAGAGACCUCCCAGAAAAGACUGCGGGACUUUACAGACAGGGGCUCUGCUGAAAGACUGACCAGCAAAAGCUCACUCGUGAGGAGAACACCAUCCUUCAAAAUCAAAGCGGAGAGAAAGUCUGCAGAAUUUUCCAGAUUUUAAGGAAGAUGAGACUGCAGUGACACAAGCCUCCAUCACCACCCUAAGUCUAGAACAAAGUGGAAAUAAAACAAAACUGCUUCCAUCUCUACUAGAAGCAGGAAGAGAAAAAUUAUAUUUGCCUCAAUUAAUACCAGAUCAUUAUAUCUUAACUCAGCCCUCUGGAAAUGUAUGGAUAUGUUUUAAGGUAAUCGAUUCCCUUGAAACUUUUUAAAUUAUGAAUUAAAUCUCAUAAAAUCUUUAAAUACAAUUAAAAAGGACUGCAUCUGGUGUACUUUUAUGUGUACGACAACUCUGUCAUUCACCAUACCA
This is a messenger RNA of Neopelma chrysocephalum (saffron-crested tyrant-manakin), 10074 nucleotides long. It is a transcript of the gene SPTBN5, whose product is annotated as spectrin beta, non-erythrocytic 5. Gene Ontology annotation, molecular function: actin filament binding; phospholipid binding. Gene Ontology annotation, cellular component: cortical actin cytoskeleton; plasma membrane; cell projection. Lineage: Eukaryota; Metazoa; Chordata; Aves; Passeriformes; Pipridae. The record is from RefSeq and is a predicted model, not a curated record. The transcript is spliced from 54 exons. Gene Ontology annotation, biological process: actin cytoskeleton organization. Bases 1 to 9765 code for a protein of 3254 amino acids.